UUCUCUCCAAAACUCAGACUCUCUCUCUUCUCAUUUUAAGGAGUCAAACAAAAAGAAACAUUUCUCACAAAGGCUGAAACACUCUUCACAACCCAACCAUGGCUUCCUCUUUUUUGGCACCCAACUCCAGCAGUUGGGUUGGAGUCCAAUUGACACACUCUUCUCCCCCUUCCUCAUCUUCAUCAUUAACGGACUUGGGCUUCUCAUCAAAGUCCACCAUCUCCGUCAAGAACAAGCCCAAUAGUACUAGUAGUACUACUCGCUGCGCUCUUCACUCUCCUUCUGUACUUCAUUUCCCCAAACAACCCUACAAUCAGCCGGUAAUUACGAAAGAGCCCAAGAAAACUCACCACCACCAACCCCCACAGUGGAACUUCCUACAGAGAGCCGCCGCCAUGGCACUCGACGCGGCCGAGACCGCGUUGAUCUCACGCGAGCGCCUACACCCUCUCCCUAAAACGGCCGAUCCACGUGUUCAAAUCUCUGGAAACUUCGCUCCCGUCCCCGAACAGCCCGUUCACCAUAACUUACCCGUGACUGGCACAAUCCCCGACUGCAUUAACGGCGUCUAUCUCCGAAACGGCGCCAACCCACUCUUCGAGCCGGUUGCCGGUCACCACUUCUUUGACGGCGACGGUAUGGUCCACGCCGUUAAAAUUAACGCCGGCUCGGCCAGCUAUGCUUGCCGGUUCACGGAAACCCAACGGCUGGUUCAGGAAAGAGAGCUUGGCCGGCCGGUUUUCCCCAAAGCGAUCGGCGAGCUCCACGGACAUUCCGGUAUUGCCCGUCUUCUCCUGUUCUACGCCCGAGGGCUUUUUGGUCUUCUCGACCACAGCCAGGGAACCGGCGUCGCCAACGCCGGUCUGGUCUACUUUAAUGGCCGCUUGCUAGCCAUGUCGGAGGACGACAUUCCGUACCAGGUACGGAUAACGGAUUCCGGCGACCUCGAAACAGUCGGCCGUUACGAUUUCAACGACCAGCUUAAAUCCACCAUGAUCGCUCACCCGAAGGUCGACCCUGUUUCCGGCGAGCUCUUUUCUCUGAGCUACGACGUCGUUUUGAAGCCGUACUUGAAGUACUUCAAAUUCUCUCCCAAUGGGGAUAAAUCUCCCGACGUGGAGAUUCCUCUUGAUGUUCCAACAAUGAUGCACGACUUCGCGAUUACCGAGAAUUUUGUCGUGAUUCCCGAUCAGCAAGUGGUGUUCAAGUUGGAGGAGAUGGUGAGAGGCGGUUCUCCGGUGAUUUACGAUUCCAAGAAGAAGUCACGGUUCGGGAUUUUGCCGAAGAAUUCGCAGAACGCUUCGGAUAUUCUGUGGGUCGAAUCGCCGGAUACUUUUUGCUUUCAUUUAUGGAAUGCUUGGGAGGAGCCAGAGACGGAGGAGGUGGUGGUGAUCGGGUCGUGCAUGACACCUGCCGACUCGAUCUUCAACGAAUGCGAUGAGAGCCUUAAGAGCGUUUUGUCGGAAAUUAGGCUUAAUUUGAGGACUGGAGAGUCCACGCGCCGCCCCAUUAUCUCGGAAGAAUCGGAGCAGGUGAAUUUGGAGGCCGGGAUGGUGAACCGAAACCGGCUCGGGCGGAAAACACGGUUCGCCUAUCUCGCCAUUGCCGAGCCGUGGCCGAAGGUCUCUGGCUUCGCGAAGGUCGAUCUUCGCACCGGAGAGGUAAGGAAGUACUUUUACGGCAACCGGAGAUAUGGCGGGGAGCCGUUCUUUCUCCCUAGGGAUCCGAAUUCGGAGAAGGAAGACGACGGUCACGUCAUGGCGUUCGUUCACGACGAGAGGACGGGGAAAUCGGAGAUGCAGAUUGUGAACGCUGUGGAUUUGGAGUUGGAGGCAUCCGUGAAGCUCCCUUCUAGGGUGCCGUACGGUUUUCAUGGAACUUUUGUGGACUCAAAGGACUUGGUUCACCAGGCAUGAAUAAUAUGAAUAUGAUAGUGGUUUUUUGGCACUGGUAAAAAAAAAAAAAAUAACAAUAAUAAAAGGAAAAGAAAAGGCAAAAGGAGAAUAUUUACAAGAGGGAUAUUACACUAGAACAGGUCCCCGGGUUCUCCUAGGAGAUUUUGAAAAACCCUAACAAUCAUUUUGUUUUUGUUAGGUUUUUUGUAUGAUCAUGAUUUUACUAUAAUGUACUGUACUAGAAGGGGGAGUUUUGAGAGGUCAGCUUGUAGCUUUUAGACAGUAGAUAGAGGUUAAGCUCAGCUGGUUUCUGUUUAUUCCCUCAGUGUUAAUUUUAUUCUUUUUACUCAUGUGCUAUACAUAUACACCACCUUGUCUCA
This is a messenger RNA of Morus notabilis, 2275 nucleotides long. RefSeq names its product 9-cis-epoxycarotenoid dioxygenase NCED3, chloroplastic. The record is from RefSeq and is a predicted model, not a curated record. Gene Ontology annotation, cellular component: chloroplast stroma. Bases 99 to 1916 code for a protein of 605 amino acids. Gene Ontology annotation, biological process: carotene catabolic process. Gene Ontology annotation, molecular function: carotenoid dioxygenase activity. The transcript has a single exon. NCBI's taxonomy places the organism in Eukaryota, Viridiplantae, Streptophyta, Magnoliopsida, Rosales, Moraceae.